This is a messenger RNA of Lasiodiplodia theobromae, 879 nucleotides long. RefSeq lists its product as uncharacterized. Gene Ontology annotation, molecular function: heat shock protein binding. The record is from RefSeq and is a predicted model, not a curated record. Bases 1 to 879 code for a protein of 292 amino acids. The transcript has 2 exons. Lineage: Eukaryota; Fungi; Ascomycota; Dothideomycetes; Botryosphaeriales; Botryosphaeriaceae. Gene Ontology annotation, cellular component: nucleus; cytoplasm.
AUGCCUAGGAAGCAGAAGAAGCAAACCGAGGAUAUCGAGGACCUCAUAGAUGAGGAGCCGCCCAAAUCCAUCGAUCCGUACGAUGUUUUGGGCGUUGCUAAAGAUGCAACACCCGACCACAUCAAGAGCGCAUACCGCAAAGCUGCCCUGAAGCAUCAUCCAGACAAGGCCGAGGACAAGCAGGCCGCGCACACAAAGUUCCAGGAAAUAGCUUUCGCUUACGCUAUUCUCUCCGAUCCUCGUCGUCGCUCACGCUACGAUACCACCGGUCGCACCGAAGAAACCGUCGACCUGGAGGAUGACGACUUCAACUGGGUCCAAUACUACAAGGAGCAGUUCGAGGGCAUAGUGACGGCCGAGGCCAUUGAGAAGUUCAAGAACGAGUACAAAGGCGGUGAUGAGGAGAGGAAUGACCUCAUCGAUGCCUACAACAAGUUCAAGGGCAAUAUGAACAAAAUCUACGAAGUUGUCAUGCUCAGCAACCCGCUCGAGGAUGAAGAUCGCUUCCGAGAUAUCCUUGACGCCGCCAUCGCAGAUGGAACCGUGCCUGCCCUCAAGAAGUACACCGAGGAGUCGGAGAAGAGCCGUCGGGACAGGAUUAAGAAGGCAAAGAAAGAGGCCGAAGAAGCUGACGAUGCUGCAAAGGAAAUGGCGGGCCCCAAAAAGAAGCAGAAGAAGGCACAGGGCGGCGAUCUGGGCGACCUCGCAGCUCUGAUCCAGCAGCGUCAGAAAGGUCGCUCCGAAUCCUUCUUCGACCAGCUAGAGGCAAAGUAUGCACCUGAUUCCAAAAAGGGCAAGAAGCGAGCCCCGCCGUUGGACGAGCCACCCGAGGAAGCGUUCCAGCGGACGGCUUCUCGGGCCAAGAAGGGCAAGAAAUGA